Molecule: messenger RNA, 3410 nt
Organism: Nomia melanderi (Alkali bee)
Lineage: Eukaryota; Metazoa; Arthropoda; Insecta; Hymenoptera; Halictidae
Gene: insc
Product: INSC spindle orientation adaptor protein
Biological process (GO): regulation of asymmetric cell division; apical protein localization; establishment of mitotic spindle orientation
Cellular component (GO): apical cortex
Molecular function (GO): cytoskeletal adaptor activity
Source: RefSeq, a predicted model, not a curated record
AUGACUGUUCGAUCGCAAUGACGUCAACGGAAGUCUGAUCGGUUUUCCCAGCCAUGAUGAUUGAGCGAUUAUUCGAGUCUUGUGGGAAUAGAACAGUGUCGGAAGUUGAUUUACAGUUGACGAUUAUUCCAAAACGCGAAAUGAUUAAUGAACGAUCAGCGACAAUUAAGAAGAAGACGAGUCUGGAAGAUUCCCUGCUCACGCCAUUGCUUCCCAAUCGCGAGAAGUAGAAUGCGCCUAGUUACGGUACGUCGGUUACACAUGGAUCACAAACGCACGGAAUUGCACGGGGGUACGCGUACUGGUCGGAGAGGUGAGCACCCCAUAGAGGCGACAAAAGAGAAGGGGAGGAGCUCCUGUUUUCAUGCGAGUUGGCUUACGAGCCCGAGAGGCGGGGAGGGAGCGCGACUUUACGGGUGGAAGUCGGAAGCGACACGAUCCGAGUCAGUCGUUCGCGAAGCACCAAUACGUUUGGAUCGAUCGAUCCUUGUCCGCUUUAUCGAUCGGAAAUCCGUAACUCGUUAGCGGUCAUCCACGGAAAUCUAAAAACACAACGAACCCCAAGAGUUUCACGCAUUGAUCGACUAAUUCUAUACAUCUCUGCUAUGUCCUAAGUGUGCACUACUUAAAACUUACUCGAAGAAAGCUUCACAUUCGACUCGACUUUCACUGAAAGGUGUAAGCUCCGACGAACAUGUUUCCGGCAUUGACGCGAUAGGCGAUGAUAUCUUCACGGGGGUUGCGAUGGACACCAUAAGGUCCUCCGGGCACGCGACCUGUGGGAGGGUCGUUCCGCUCCGCUGAAUCGUGAAACCACCCCGGCGUGCGAUCGCAUUAUACAGAGGCUCAUCCUCGUUCCUACCACCAACGGUGAAACUACCGAAGAAACUUUGAAUCGUCCGAGACGCGUCGAUCGAAGGAACUUCAACGUACGAAGCUCGGUUGCGAAGCGUGCAACGGACUCGAUUGAAAGGCGAUUACAACUGUGAAGUGUGAAUCGAAAGGGAAGCUUAAGAAUCAUGAGUGCGUUCAAGAGGCAUCAGAGCAAAGUGUUCUGGGGUCACAUGGAAGCACAGGAUCUAGACCGGCUGGAUCCUUUCGCCGCGCGGAACGAUCCCGUGAAAGCGAGGCAGAGUCUUCGGCGGAACUUCGAGCUUUGCGAGAGAGCGGAGCCGGAAGAAUGCUCUUCCAGUAUCAACGAGAGUGAUACCGUCGAGAACAUCACGGCGAUCCACGUGUGUCCCGGCGAGAAUAGGCAGGAUUUAUAUUCCGUGGCAUCGAUUUGCGACGGAGACACGAUGACUCAGACCGCCACGAUGGACAUUGGGGAUGAAGAGAAGGAGGACGAGAACAACGUGGUUCUAGCGAACAGAUCGUUCAGUCCCGUAAGCCAGGACCUCCGCAGCCUAGAUUCCGGAUUCUCCGAUUCCGAACGAUCGAACUGUUCCGAGCAAUACGAGAACGAGACGCCAAGACGUCGCAGAAGGCGAAGGAGGCUCAAGGAUCGGCGACACGGUGUCCAUUCCAGAAUCGGCUCCGUCUGGUUGGACGAGUCUCUUCCGAAUCCUACGUACACGUCCACGCCUAAGGAAUCCAAAAUAUUACCUCGAAACGCGGCAUGCUUUGACGCGCAUGCUGACCGAAGUGUGUCAAGAAUGCAGAGAGUGGAGGAGGAUCAAAUAGAUGCGUCAGCAAUCGCCCCGUCUGUUUCCCUGGAAGACGAGUGUUUAGGCGAUUUCCUGUACACGUCGGAGCCACCGGAGGACGCGGUCGAGCCAAGAACCGCGAAUUCAUCGAUUACGAUUCACUCCGAAUCCGAGCUAUCCUCUAGAUUUCUCGCGCAAUCUAGAAACUACAGGCAAUCGUCGUCCGUGAGAAGAUGGCUCGGUGAUCUCGCGAUGAAAACGGAGAACGAGUGCACGAACACUCUUCAGAGCAAAGCGCUGCCACGCAGGAGGGAUCGCGAGUUCCUGUCCGAAAAGGACGAGAUGAAAGACUUGAGGACACUCGCGUCCUUCGCCACCGCUGCUGCGAAUAAACUGCUAGUCAGAGCGGAGCAGUUCGACCGUCAUUAUCAGUAUAUAUUCGAUAAAGUGGCCCAUCUGGAAGGCGGCAGAUCUGAGAAGGAACUUCUACGUGCCAUCGAGGAUGAUGCAUUCUCUGUGUUGACGGAACUGGGUGCACCGCCACCUCGUAGAAUUCAGCAGAGUAGCUUGAAAGGAAUUCUAACGCAACUCGAAGGCAUGAAGAACUAUGUGGACGGCGCUGUGAACACGCGACUGGACUUUUACAUUGAAAGGAUUGUAAGAGGACUAGAAGAGGCACCAAAGGAUGACACGACGGUAGCUAGAGGAGCCUUAGCAGCAUUAACAGCUUUAGGGUUAGCAGGACCAAGAGCUGGAAGCAGUAUUACUAGAUGUUCAGGCAUCAGGGCUCUUCUAACAUCUGUAAUCACAUCUUCAAAGACAUCCACUGAUUUCGUAGCUGCUUCUUUACGCGCGUUAGCAAGUGUCUGUUGUUCUGCUGUUGCUAUAGAUCAAUUUGUCAAAGAUGGAGGUCCAGAGAUAUUAACGGAUCUUUUGGCGGCAAAGGAUUCGUCUGAGAAGGAUAAAAUGGAAGCCACUGCAUUGGUUGUACAGAUAACAGCUCCUUGGGUCAAUGCUCUAGGUCUGCCCCACUUGGAACCUUUUGCAGGAGAUCUAAUACCCUCCUUGAAUCAUCUAGUCGAGAAUACUAGUUGUAGUCAAACGUUAUUGCUUGGAGCAGCUGCAUUCAAUCAUCUAUCCAAGUCCAAAGCAUGCGCUUCUGUAAUAUUGAAACAGGAUACUGUGAAGAAAUUACUGAAAAGUGUGAAAAAAUCGGCAGGCAAAAAUGUCUGGCUUAUGGAACAAGUAGCAGCUCUGAUUAGUGAAUUGGCGCGCACCCCUGAAGCACGACCACACUUGGCGGAAGCUCGCGCGUCUGUUGCCCUGGUUUCCUUCCUUAGAAUGAGACCACCGGGAUUAGAAGACGCCUAUAAACGUUUAGAAAUUACUGCAGCGGCAGCGUUAACUAGACUUUGCGUCGAUCCGGAAAUUGCGAGGCAAGUCGUCGCUAUUGGCGGUGCUGAUUGCCUUCCGUCGUGCAAAGCCGACGAUCUUCUUACAGAAGACGAAGAACAAAUUGAAGCUGGAUUACUGAGAUACACGAAAUCCUUAAGGAGAGCAUGCAAAAGAGCUGCAAAACAGAUUGACAUUGCAAAAGCUAGCGACUAUAGUGAAUUGAGUUAGGUCACAUAUUUAUUAAUAAAAUUAAUUUUAUUAUAUGUACAUAAUAGCAGUGUAUAGCAUAUAGAAUACUGUUUUAGAAAAAUAAUUAGUAUAUACUAAUUAUAUUAUUAUACUAUGCAGGUACUUUAAAUUUUACAAUAA